This is a messenger RNA of Aspergillus calidoustus, 915 nucleotides long. The record is from the annotation of a GenBank genome assembly. Lineage: Eukaryota; Fungi; Ascomycota; Eurotiomycetes; Eurotiales; Aspergillaceae.
AUGUUUUUCAAGUGCGAGACCUGUACGGACGGCUUCUACACCCAAUGGGCGCGUGACAACCACAUGAACGAUGAAGAGCACUGGCCGAGAUGUGAUACAUGCGAUGAGACGUUCCAGACCUUAAGCGCUUGCGAACAGCACAUGCAUGAUCUCGGGCACUGGCCAAUAUGCGAAAUCUGCAAGCGUCUCUUUGGGACAUGGAGCGCCUGUGAGGAACACAUUAACGAUCUAGGCCAUUGGCCGCCAACUGUCCCAUGCGAAACCUGCGACGAAAAAUUCCAUACCCAACCCCUCGCCGAGCAGCAUAUGAGAACGCUUGGACACUACGGGAACUACUGCAAGAGCUGCGAUCAAUUCUUUGACAACGAGAACAAUCUGAGAAAGCACUUUAAGUCGUCUAGGACCCAUCAGGGCUCGAACAGGGCCUGGCGCCAUUCCCACAACGACAACACCAUCACGACUGGCUCAAUACAUCAUCUCGAGACCGGAUCCAGCAUUGACGCUACGAGGAUUAAUCGGCAAACGACCCAACGCGUGGCCAGUUACAUUGAUACCCAGAGGCUGCUCACACAUCAAAGCCAUUGGCGAGACGACGAGAAUAGACAGUACCUAGCGACUCACAAAGCCUGGAAUGGAUAUGGGUGGGAAUGCUACGUGUGCCACAGGGAGUUUUUGAGGUGUGUGGGUCUGGGAAAUUAUCUGAACUCGUCGGCGCAUCGCCAGCGAAUCUAUCACUGCUCUAACGAGAACUACGCAAAAGAGUUUUCUAGCCUGGAUGGAAUGUUCAACCACCUGGAAAACGACGCGUGCUCGAUCGCAAGGUUCGAUAGGGGCCCAAGGGGAGUUAAGUCUUCUUCGAGGAGGUCAAUUGGAAAGUAUGACCUGAUGCGACUGUCUCCCUCUUCCGAGGAAUGA